Colletotrichum acutatum is the source of this 549-nucleotide messenger RNA. RefSeq lists its product as uncharacterized. The record is from RefSeq and is a predicted model, not a curated record. The transcript has a single exon. NCBI's taxonomy places the organism in Eukaryota, Fungi, Ascomycota, Sordariomycetes, Glomerellales, Glomerellaceae. The coding region runs from base 1 to 549 and encodes 182 amino acids.
AUGUCGCAAUCAACGCCAACUUUCAAAAGCUGCCUCAGAAACUCAACGACGUCGUCCUUUCGAGUGGAGAAGAAGCGCGUCCGUUUCAAUAGCCAAGACCAAGUGCGCACCUUCCAGCGUCGCUACGAUGAACUAACAACUCCACCUAGAACUCCCACCGCAUCCAAGACCUGCUCAGGCUUCGAAGACGAUGACUACAUUGUCGACCUGCACCUCGAGCAAGCCAAAAUCCACAAGCGCAUGUCCAGACAGAAGACCAUCAUGGAUCGAGAAUUUCUCCGCAGGUUACUUAUCCCCGGUACUGAGCUCUGCCAGUUGCUCCGGCAGAUGCUCUACCAGCGAAGGAAGAAGAAGAAUGCUUACUUGUACAGGCAGAAGAACCGACGUUUCCAGAAACGCCAAGGCAGAGUACGAGGUAAAGGUCGUGUCAGGAAGCUUCACUGGGAGUUUGCGCAGAGGGUCAAGAACCGUCUUCAGCGAGGUGGUCGGUACAUUGUUUCACUGCUUCAGCGUGGCUGGAACCUCAACAACAGAUAUAGGGCUAUGUGA